AUGGCGACCAGCGCCGUUCCCAGUGACAACCUUCCCACAUAUAAACUCGUCGUGGUGGGUGAUGGUGGUGUGGGCAAGAGUGCCCUCACCAUCCAGUUUUUCCAGAAGAUCUUUGUGCCUGACUACGACCCUACCAUUGAAGACUCCUACCUGAAGCAUACAGAGAUUGACAAUCAAUGGGCCAUCUUGGACGUUCUGGACACAGCUGGGCAGGAGGAGUUCAGCGCCAUGCGAGAACAAUACAUGCGCACAGGGGACGGCUUCCUCAUCGUCUACUCCGUCACUGACAAGGCCAGCUUCGAGCACGUGGACCGCUUCCACCAGCUCAUACUGCGUGUCAAGGACAGGGAGUCAUUCCCAAUGAUCCUCGUGGCCAAUAAGGUGGAUUUGAUGCAUCUGAGGAAAAUCACCAGGGAGCAAGGAAAAGAAAUGGCGACCAAACACAACAUCCCAUAUAUAGAAACCAGUGCCAAGGACCCACCUCUCAACGUGGAUAAAGCCUUCCAUGACCUCGUUAGAGUAAUUAGGCAACAGAUUCCAGAGAAAAGCCAGAAGAAGAAAAAGAAAACAAAAUGGCGUGGAGACAGGGCCACUGGCACUCACAAACUGCAGUGUGCAAUCUUGUGACAGCCUGAGGCCCUGGGCAUAGUAGCCAUGAACUGCCAGUGCCUGGGACCACCCCACUGCCUAACUGCACUGAGAACCGUAUCUCACCAUAGCCCGUGGCUCUGGACUGGGCACAGGAAGGGAGCGAGGGAGGAUGGGCAGGGACAGACUGUGUCUGGCUUUGCUGCCUCACCGCUCCCAGGAGACAAGCAACAGCUUCCAAGCCCUGCGUGUGUUGAUGGAGCCCAGUUCCCAGUCUCUUGGUGGGUGUGUUUUCUUCUAAUUACAUAGGGCUGGUUUGCUGUGGGAGUGUUUAUCCACAUACAAUGUACCAGACAAGCCAUGAACAAGCACCC
This is a messenger RNA of Acomys russatus (golden spiny mouse), 962 nucleotides long. RefSeq names its product muscle RAS oncogene homolog (gene Mras). The transcript has 5 exons. NCBI's taxonomy places the organism in Eukaryota, Metazoa, Chordata, Mammalia, Rodentia, Muridae. Gene Ontology annotation, cellular component: plasma membrane. Gene Ontology annotation, biological process: signal transduction. The record is from RefSeq and is a predicted model, not a curated record. The coding region runs from base 1 to 627 and encodes 208 amino acids. Gene Ontology annotation, molecular function: GTP binding; GDP binding; GTPase activity.